Molecule: messenger RNA, 918 nt
Organism: Rotaria sp. Silwood1
Lineage: Eukaryota; Metazoa; Rotifera; Eurotatoria; Philodinida; Philodinidae
Source: the annotation of a GenBank genome assembly
AUGAUAGUUGAUAAUAAUUCAACUAUGAUUAAAUUUGAAUCAUGGUUCAUUCCUAUAGAUAUUCUAAUGAUUGUAUCUACCAUGAUUGCAACUUUACUUGCUUUUACCUUUUUGGCUAUUAUCAUUAUGAGUCGAACAUGUCGAACAGUACCAUUGAUGCUUGUUGGGAACUCCUGUUUAGCUGCUAUUAUCUUUGAAUGUACUAUGCUAAGUAUGGCUUUAUUUACACUUCAAAAUGAUAUAAAGCAAAAUGUGUUUCAAGAUUUACUUUGUAUUUUUCGCGGCUACAUGGGUUAUGUUACAUGUUUUUUACAGAAUUAUUCGUAUGCAUUACAAGCUAUUUAUCGAUAUAUUAGUGUUGUCUAUCCAGCUCGUGUAUCCUGGCAAUCAGCACGUUUUCAAGCUUCUCUUAUUGGUAUUAAAUGGAUCUUUUCAAUAGUAUACCCACUUCCAUUGUUGUUGACUGGUGAAAUAAUCUACAAUGUUGACAAUCAAAUAUGUCAAGUACAAUUACGACUUUCUCCAAUAAUGAUUUAUACUACAUUAUGUAUUUAUAUGAUACCUAUCACAAUUAUUAUGCUUGUCUACUUUAAACUAUUUCGAUAUGUACAUGAAAUGAGUAAACAUGUCACACCAACAAACACUUUAUUUCAUGCACGACGAGAAUUAGAAAUGGUUCGUCGUAUUGUCUUUCUUGUUAUUAUUCUUAUCAUACUUGGUCUACCCUAUAUGAUAUUUAUUUUAAUGUCGUUUGUAACUAUUCCACCAAAAUAUCAUUUUCGUAUUGCUUACUUAUUUGUUGAUAUAUCAUCGGUAUUUGUUAUGAUUGCUCUAUUCCAAUUUACGGAACCAAUUAAAACAAUAUUAUUAAAGAUGAUAAGUGUACUGUCAAGUACAGUGAAUCCAACAAAUAAUUAA